GCGCCCCCAAAUCGGCCUCUUUUCCCUUCUCUCCACUCCCUACCCUCCGCCGCAACGCCUCUUUCUCUCUCGCUUCUCUAAUUUUUCGACUUUUAUGGUGUUUUUUGUGCAAUUGAUGAUGGAGUUGAAGAGAUCCAUGGGUUUUUGAUGCGGUUGGUGUUGUUGAUCGGAGAGGUUAGGGUUUUUUUUUUGUUGGAUUUGAAGGUUUGGAAGGGGAAUGGAUGCUGUGGAGUUGCCUUUGCCUGCGAAUGUUGCGGUGAAGCUCUUGGCCCCCGAUGGAUUUGGUAGGGUUGGGAAGCCUGACAACGGACCUGAUUCUUCUGGUUUUGGUGGCCGGAAGGCGUCUGAUUAUGGAUCUUAUCAUAAAGAAGUAAAAUGUCCGGUUGCAAAUUCAGAGUAUAAUUCAGUUUCCAGCAAAAAAGUAGCUGAUGAGGAACUCUUCAUGCGCAACAAGCUUCCAAGUGUCAAAUGUGAAGAGAAUGUUAACAAAAGACAUCACCUUGGGGAGGCAGAUAUGUUCAAUUCUUUGCUGCUUAAACAUGAGAGUCAACCAUUGAAUAGGAAAUCUGCAAAGAAUCUCAGCAUUUUGCCUUGUCCGAAGAGGCCAAGAACAGAUCUACCAGAACAUUCCUUGAAAGCAUGUGGUUCUGAUGCUUCUCAUGAGAUCACUAGGAAUGCUGGGAUUGAUAUCAUAAGUUGCAAUUCUUCUGAGAGAUCACGGACAAUCAAGCAAAAACGGUGUCAGGAUAGUAAGAAAACUGAGAAAAGGAGUUUUAGAGCAGGUGGGAGAUUGAAAUAUGAGACUGGUUUAGCCGGCUCUGACUCAACUUGUGUAGUCAGCAAUAUUUUUGGUAUGAAAAACUGAAUUUGUGCCUCAUUUGGUGUUCUUUUUAAUAAUUUUCUUUAUAUAUCUUCUUGUAUGAUUAUUGUACUGUAUAAUUUUUGUCGAUAUUAAUUAAUGCCUGAAACUUGCGGCCAUGUAGUUCAUAUUCAUGAAUAUGUGUUUCCUACUGUCAUUUUUAUUUAAGAGAAGCAAUAAUGCAUAUAUACCUGCUAUUUUGUUUAGUUUAUUCCAUUAACUAUGAACUUGGAUAUGAUCUUAAAUUUUUUAAUUUCAUAUAACUAUAUAUGCCAUAGUGGUAAGGGUUUACUGUAAAUCAUUAGUGUUAUCUCUUUGAGGAAGUAGCCACUUUCUCAGGUUGGAAUGUGGAUGUUACUCUAGAUUUUGUUGGAUUGCUGAAGUAUUUCAUAUUCCACUCUAGUGGUCAGGUGGUAUUUCGAUGUAUUCACCUUGGCUAUAUCCUGAGGUGAUUAGUAAUGUGUAUUUCAUUUAGCAGGGCUAAAUUUUUAAAGGAAUAUUUAAAAUUUCAAGGAGAGUGCUUCUGUCGAUUAGCAGGUACAUGUAAAGUUGACAAUUGAUAAGGAACAUCUAUGCAUAUCUCCAUGUUUUUCCAGGGAUUUGUUUGUUUUCUUGCUAUUCAUUGUUCGGAUACUAACUACUUUGAAUACAAGAUGUAAUGUUGAUGUUUUAAAUUUUGUUGUUUUAAUGGAAAGAUGCACGUUGCAGCAUGAUUGGUUUGACACUAGCAAUGCUGCCAGAUGACCUUUGUUUCAAACUUUUUUUUUUCUAUCGUGUGGGGUUGAAUUAUUUUCUUUGAAUUUGAUCUCUAAUCUUUAUAUUGGAGGGAUGCCCUACAUGAGUGUGUGGUAGAAAUUAAAGAUGUUAUUAAAAGAGAAAUCAAGGAAUUGCAAAUGAUCAUUUUUCUAAAAAUUAAAGCGUUUUCUUAGUGACUUUAAUAAGCAAAUAUAUUAUAUACAAUUGGCUUUUGGCUUCUAUUUUGGUUAUAUUUUUGCCCCAGAUGAACUAAUACAGUAAUAGGAGGUAGCUGUGAUUAAAGAAUGUAGAUUUGUAUGUCUAACAAUUACAGUGUACCUUUACUAGCCUCAAGGUUGAGGGGCUGCUCUGAAACACAAACUCUGACUUGCUUAUAACUAAGUUGUUUGUUGUUACUAUUUGUGCAUCUCGACACAGCAUGUUUCCUUUUGUACCCAAUUAGCUUCGAUUGGCUUAGGUUUUACCUGAUUGGAUGUGGCUUGAGUGAAUUAAUCUAGUUUUGACUUUACAUUGGCCUGCUGGCCUAACAAUGUCUGGAUAAAAAGGAUUAUAUGAAUGGUCCAUAACACCAACUACCUAGUAUCUGUGCACUGAUUACACAGUAAUGGUUAACUUUUUUGCUGGUUUUUCUGUGGGACAGUAACAUCAGUGUUAUCAUUAGAAACUUAUUGAAUUUAAGUACUUGGCCUAAGGCUACUGUAAAUUAUUAUUGCACACAAAUAAAUAAUGCAGUAUAUGGUUAUGUAAGCAUGUAUCACCGUUAGAAUUAAGUUAUAAAUAUUAUUUGUUGGCAAGGUACUGUUGGUUUAAUUGAAUAUUGGAAGUUUCUUCAUGUAUCGUGUAACUUGUUCUCCUUGCUGUGGUGUCAGCCUUGAUAUGUGCUUAGAUCAAACAUAAUUUGUAAGGUAGCCAAGCACAUAUAUAUUAUACCAGCUAAAUGUUCAAAUGUUCAAAUAAGACUAUUAUUUAU
This is a messenger RNA of Dioscorea cayenensis subsp. rotundata (Guinea yam), 2585 nucleotides long. RefSeq lists its product as uncharacterized. NCBI's taxonomy places the organism in Eukaryota, Viridiplantae, Streptophyta, Magnoliopsida, Dioscoreales, Dioscoreaceae. The transcript has 3 exons. The record is from RefSeq and is a predicted model, not a curated record. Bases 218 to 865 code for a protein of 215 amino acids.